AUGGGAACUAAGAGUGGGAUGGAUGAGAAGAAGCAGUCCUCUCAUGUGCUUGCGCUGCAUCCAUGCCCUCCUGAGCCGCAACACAGUGCUGAGAGGCAGAGUGAGUGCCCCACGCACGAGCAGAGUGAUUGCGGCAAGCACCGUGGGGGGGCAGGCGAGAGUCACACUGGUUGCCUCAAAACGCACUCCCACUCUCACGCCCAGCGCCCUGAGCAGCAGCAGCAGCAGCAGCAGGAGCAGCAGCAGGAGCAGCAGAGGCAAGGCAAUGUGCAUGUGUCUGCGGAUGCGGCAGUGCAGAGCAGUGCGGUGCGCAUGGCAUCCCCGACUCGCCUGCCCCAGGGGGCGCUGCCUGCCCCGAUGCAGCGCACAGGCAGUGCUGGCCGCACCCAGGGGGACGCUGGGGAGGGCGGAGACGGGAGGGAGGGAGGGGAGGGUGGGGAGGGAAGGGAGGGUGGGGAGGGAGAGGAAGGUGGGGGCGCGGUGAGGUGGCGGGCGCAGGGCAAGCGCGAGCGCAGCCGCAGGAAGGCGCGCGGGCUGGCGAUGGACGACAUCCUGCGCCGCACGCCCAUCCUUGCUGCCCGCGGGCUGGUGGGGCCUGAGGGGUGCAGUGGGGCGCACGAGAUGAGCGCACGGGAUGGUGAGGAGGGGAGGGCGGGGGAUGGAAUGGCAGUGCGGGAGGGGUGGGUGCCAGGGGAGGCAGGGCGCGGUGGCAACGAGGUGAGGGAGGGGAGGGCGGGCAAGAGGAGGGGGGAGGUGGACGAGUGGGAGGAGUGGCACCGGCGGCAGAUGGCUGCCGGGGGCCAUGCGGGGCAUGUGGGGCAUGUGGGGCAUGUGGGGCAUGUGGGGCAUGUGGGGCAUGUGGGGCGGGCAGGGCAGGCGAUGCUCAGCAGUGAGCAGCCUGUCAGGCAUGACGGCAGCACUGCUGCUGCUGCAGUGGUGGAGCGAGUGAGGGAGGCGCAUGCAGGUGGAGAGGCAGGGAUGCAUGCAGGUGGAGAGGCAGGGAUGCAUGCAGGUGGAGAGGCAGGGAUGCAUGCGGCAGCGCAAGACAGCGAGACAGCCCUUUGGGCAUUGGGAGUUGCAGGCGCUGCGGGUGGUGGCGGGGGAGGAGGCGUCCCCGCUGUGCCAUAUGAUGGCUCGUCCAGUGAGGUGCAUGCAGGUGGUGUGGUGGAGCAGGAGCCCCUCAUCACCUACUCACUCAAGCGAAACCGCAAAUCCCUCAACAAGGAGCACACCUGGAAGUAG
Molecule: messenger RNA, 1242 nt
Organism: Closterium sp. Yama58-4
Lineage: Eukaryota; Viridiplantae; Streptophyta; Zygnematophyceae; Desmidiales; Closteriaceae
Source: the annotation of a GenBank genome assembly